UUUCGCGGGCAGGAUCAAAACCACACAAUUCAACCAGCGGGAGUUUUCAAGCAAAGCUACGCGGUGAUAACAUAUAAGUAAGAUAUUAAGUCGCCAUGCAGAGAGUCAGUCGUCUGAAGCGAGAGAUGCAGCUCCUCACCGCUGAACCUCCACCAGGAGUCUCGUGCUGGCAGACAGAGGGACGCCUGGAUGAACUACAAGCACAAAUUGUUGGAGGUGCAAACACUCCUUAUGAAGGUGGUGUGUUCAAACUGGAAAUCAACAUACCUGAGAGGUAUCCAUUUGAACCUCCAAAAAUGCGUUUCCUGACUCCCAUUUAUCACCCCAACAUUGAUAAUGCAGGACGCAUUUGUCUUGAUGCUCUGAAACUGCCACCAAAGGGAGCUUGGAGGCCCUCGCUCAACAUUUCAACAGUACUCACAUCCAUACAGCUAUUGAUGGCUGAACCAAACCCUGACGACCCUCUCAUGGCUGAUAUAUCCUCAGAAUUUAAAUACAACAAACCACUAUAUCUUGAAAAGGCAAAGAAAUGGACAGCUGAGCAUGCAAUUCAGAAGAACAAGGGUUGCGUGGAGACGGAUGGAAAGACUCCUGAGAAUAAAAAUCUGAAAACCUCACACAAGAGAGAAGCACUUAGUGCGCAGGAGAAUUUAGAGCACACCAAAAAAGUGUGCUUGUAGCAACCCUAUAUUUCACUAAUGACUGACACACACUUUUAAGUUGUUGUUUAUUGUAUUAAUUGUUUCUCUUUGACUUAAUUAUUUUUCUUGUUUAUAAUUGAUGUUGAUGUAAUAAAAUAUUUAAAAUGGCAAUUUAAAAUAUCAAUAAUUAGGUUGCAGGCUAAUUACCUGUUUUCUUCGGCUCAUAUAAUCCUUAAUCAGAAAAAAGUUUGGACUGUGGAAAAUGCAAAAAAAUAUAAAGCAAUGAUUUCUAAAUUUACUUAGACUUGUAUUUCAUUGUAAACAAUACAACAAACAUUCUUUAAUGUGUACCUUAUGAUUUUUUUUCUAAAAUAAAUACUUUCAUUUCAUUGUUGGUUCUUGCAACACAUUUAAAAAAUACAAGUUGGAAGAGUAAAGCGUUAAUCACUUUGUAGUGUUGCCAUUAAUUUUUACAACACUUAAAAGACGUUUAGGGACUAAAGACACCAAGUGAUAAGUGUAAUUUUGUCCCAAUUUUCCUCCAAACAAGUCUUAAAGUGGACAACAGCAUGGGGAUUUCGUUGUCACAUUUUGCACUUCGAAAUGCACCACACAUUCUCUAUUGGAGACAGGUCGGGACUGCAGACAGGCCAGUGAAGAACUUGUAUCCUUUUCAUCCGCUGCCAGGACUUUGCAGUGUGUGCAGAAUUUGGUUUUCCAUUGUCUUGUUGAAAUAUGCAUGGACAUCUCUUGAAAAGAAGACAACAUAUUGUGCUUUAAAUUCUCUAUGUACUUUUCAGCAUGUCAUAACUUUUCAUGGUGUAAUCACAAAAGUACUGACUAACCUCAUACCAUGACAGACCCUGGCUUUUGACUUUUCUGGUAACAGUCUGGAUGAUCCUUUUCUUCUUUGGUCUGGAGCACAUGGAGUCCAUUUCUUCCAUAAAUACAUGAAAUACUGAGUAAUCUUACCACAUUAUAGGUUUCCAUUGUGUGAUAGUCCAUCCCAGAUUCCUCUGAGCCCAGAGAAUUUGCUUCUGGAGACUGUUAACACAGGGCUUCCUUUUGGCACAGUACAGGUUUUAUUGGCAUUUGUGGAUGAAACUAUAAAUUGUGGUACUUAACAAAGGUUUGCCAAAGUAGUCUUUAGUCCACAUGGUUAUAUUGUUUAAAGAUGAAUGCCGAUUCUUGGAGCAGUGGCGCCUGAGGAAUCUGAUAUCAUUGUAGUUCAGCUUAGGCUUGCGCCCUUAUCCUUUACGCACUGAAAUUCCUUUAUAUUCCAUGCUUCUUUUAACUGUUAUGCAGCCUUGAAUGUGAAAUAUCCAAAUCUUUCUUUGAGGAACAUUGUUUUUAAACAUUUCAAUAUUUUUUCCCCAUGUAUUUGUUGGCAAACUGGCAAUCUUUGGUCCAUCUUUGCUCCUAGAGGACUAUUGUACUAUCCUAAAGGACCUUUCUUGGAUGCUGCUUUUGUUCCAAAUCACCUGUUUGACAAUCACCUGUUGACAUCUUCUCUUUUAAAUAACAUCAUUAUUUAAUCAUUUUACCUGAUUACCAGCCUUAACUUGUUCCUGUCCCAACUUUUUUUUAGAAUGUGUUGCAGGUCUGAAUGACAGAAAAGAAUGUAUGUUUACAAAUAAAAUGAAAUUGACCAGACAAAACAUGAA
Danio aesculapii is the source of this 2305-nucleotide messenger RNA. RefSeq names its product ubiquitin-conjugating enzyme E2T (putative) (gene ube2t). The record is from RefSeq and is a predicted model, not a curated record. The transcript is spliced from 7 exons. Lineage: Eukaryota; Metazoa; Chordata; Actinopteri; Cypriniformes; Danionidae. Bases 96 to 680 code for a protein of 194 amino acids.